Molecule: messenger RNA, 1302 nt
Organism: Parasteatoda tepidariorum (common house spider)
Lineage: Eukaryota; Metazoa; Arthropoda; Arachnida; Araneae; Theridiidae
Product: cell adhesion molecule 2
Source: RefSeq, a predicted model, not a curated record
GAAGAACUUGUUGGUAAAGAGCAUAAAACCAGAAGCUGAAAGCUUUUCUGAGUCACCAUCUGAAGUUUUGGAGUCUUGUGCACAUGGAAUGUGGUUUUAAGGAGUCGCUAUGCAUGGAGUCUUUGCUCUAACGCGGCUCUGGAUAAUCCUCGGAAAAGCUCAUUUGAUUUUCGGUGUAAUCCGAAUGCUCAUGAUGGAUGUACCAAGUCCCACUACACAAGGUGAAUCUGUUGAGCUGAUUUGUAGUUAUAGGUUAGAUGAAGACAAAUUAUACUCAGUGAAAUGGUACAAAGACGAUGUCGAAUUCUACAGAUAUGUACCCAACGAUUGGCCACCUGGGCAAUUCUUGCCUCUCAAAGGUGUCAGAGUCGAUCUUUCAAAAUCCGGCAGCCAAUCUGUUUAUUUACGCCACGUGGAUCUGAAUAGUGCUGGUGUAUACAGAUGUGAAGUAUCAGCAGAGGCUCCAGAAUUUCAAACAGUAGAAGCUGAAAAGCCGAUGAAAGUAUUCGUUCUGCCAACAGAGGGGCCUAGCAUAACAGGUGGACGCUCUAAGUAUCGACUUGGAGAUACAGUUUCAGUUAAUUGUACUUCUUCUAAGUCUAAACCUGCAGCUACUCUCAGAUGGUACAUUAAUGACGAAUUAGCGACACCAGACAAUGAGUUGGAACAUUCUACAACGUUGCAUGCAGAUGGAUUAGAAACUUCAAGUUUAAAUUUGAGAUUUGCGGUGAAUGAUCAACAUUUUAGAUCAGGGAAUAUGAAAUUAAAAUGCACAGCCACCAUUUCUAGGGUGUACACAAUGAGUAAUGAGGAACUGUUCUUUGGAUCCGGUCUGCGCCAACAAACAUCCGGACUCCAUAUCACAGAAAAUAUGAGCCACGUCCAAAACAGAUCUUCAAGAAUGACCUCCGUCCAGUUGAUACCACUGUAUCUGCUGUUGAUCAUUUCCCUGAAGUUUAUGGCUGUAAUCAGUUCGGGUGACCCUUUUGGAUGACAGUGCUAUGAAUUCUAAAAUACAACUCAUUGAACCCCAACUGUGAUAUUUAAAUGUAUGGAUCAAGCUCUCGUCGACGUGCCUAUUCUGUCAUAGAUUAUAUGUUUGUGUUGGAAAAUGUUUACUUUUUUGUCUGCCAAAAGACUCAGACAAAAAACUUCGAUUUGAAUGUAUGAACUCUGUAAGAAAGCUUUACACAUGAAAAUGUUAAGCAUUUCAUCAAUGUUAUACGUCAUAUUUAUGUAUUUUAGACAGUGUAGUAACAGUAAUUGUUUACAAAAAAAAAUAAACUGUCUUCUUGUUCCUUA